CCCUUAAUAAUUGCAGUGGGCGUGGGAGAAGACGUCGAAACACAAGACAACACACACUACACAAAGAUGAUGACCUCAUAGACAAGACAGGCGUGUUACAAAAUUUUUAUUACUUUUCUCUCAUCUAUAUAUUCCACAUCGUAACAAUUUUCUGCCCACUCCGUGCAAGCAUUCAUAUUAGACAUUACCAACCUGCAGUUUAAUUAGAUUUCUCUCAGCUCUUAAACGUUUCCGGCCAUGGGUCAGAAAGAAGAACCGAAGAAGGAAGGUGGGGAGAAAAAGGGCGGCGGCGGCGACGCCGCUAAGAAGGAGGAGAAGCCAACCGCCGUCGUUUUAAAGGCCGAUUUGCAUUGUGAAGGCUGUGCCAAGAAAGUCAGACGUUCUAUUCGGCAUUUUGACGGUGUGGAAGACGUAAAGACCGAUUGGGAAAGUGGGAAAUUGACCGUGAAAGGGAACGUUGACCCAGCAUGGCUCCGUGACAUACUUGCAACCAAGAUCAAGAAAAAGGUGGAGAUUCUUUCUCCUCAGCCCAAGAAGGACGGCGGGGGAGGUGCUGCCGGCGCCGACAAAAAGUCCGAUGACAAAUCCGCUAAAAAGGACGAAACUGAAAACAACCCCAAAGAGCCUCAAGUGAGCACUGUUGUGUUGACGCUGCGGUUGCAUUGCGAUGGAUGUGCAGAUAAAGUAAAACGAGUCAUAAGGAAGAUUAAUGGUGUAAAAGACGUGGAUGUGGAUUUGGCAAAAGAUUUGGUCACCGUCAAAGGAACCAUGGAUGUAAAAGAAUUAACAGCCUACCUAAGAGAAAAAUUGAAGCGGGGCGUGGAGAUUGUUCCUUCUAAAAAGGACGGUGGAGGUGGUGAAAAGAAGAAAGUCGUCGACGAUGGAGAGAAGAAAGAAAAAGAAGGCGGUAGUGAGUCUAAUAAAGUGGAAGCAAACAAGAUGGAGUAUCAUGGGUACCAAUCAAAUACAUUUUAUGCCAGACCAAUGUACAACCAAAGUUAUUACAAUCAAGAUUAUGGCUUGGCAACGUCUGAUCCAAGUUCUUCUCACACUGGCUACGCCAUGGGGUACUCAUACCCAUAUGCACACGCGCCACCGCCGUAUAUGCAUGUGCCACCAACUCCUCCACCGACAUAUGUACACGCACCCUCGCCCAAUAUGUUUAGCGACGAAGAUCCAAACGCCUGCUCUGUCAUGUGAAAACUCGGCCCCAUUCAUCCCUGCACUAUUUCCUUGAGGGAGAGAGUUCAACUAAUUAAAUUGUAAAUAAAGCAUAGAAAUUGAAGACAAAAUAUAGAAUUAAUGUAUACAAAAAGUGUUCAUUAUUUAAGCAUAUA
This is a messenger RNA of Ipomoea nil (Japanese morning glory), 1337 nucleotides long. RefSeq names its product heavy metal-associated isoprenylated plant protein 6-like. The transcript is spliced from 5 exons. NCBI's taxonomy places the organism in Eukaryota, Viridiplantae, Streptophyta, Magnoliopsida, Solanales, Convolvulaceae. The coding region runs from base 238 to 1200 and encodes 320 amino acids. Gene Ontology annotation, molecular function: metal ion binding. The record is from RefSeq and is a predicted model, not a curated record.